This is a messenger RNA of Linnemannia hyalina, 573 nucleotides long. The record is from the annotation of a GenBank genome assembly. Lineage: Eukaryota; Fungi; Mortierellomycota; Mortierellomycetes; Mortierellales; Mortierellaceae.
AUGAAUGUCAGGACAAUCGCCCAGGUGGCACAAACCGGACGUGUCGCAGGCGCCAGCCUCACCGCUGUGAGGAGAACCUACGCCAACCUGGCCUACAACGCCGCCUCGCAGCCAACCAGCGGUGAGGCCCCUACCCUGGACAGAAAGCUGGAUUCACUCGAGGAGCGCAUUCAGGCACGCAGGGAUGCAUUGUCUGCCAAUAAUAACACCAACGCCAAGCCCUCUACCUCGGACGAUCAGUCGCGCACGGAGACUUCCAGCACUUUGGGGGUUUCUCAGGCCCCCAAGAAGGGCAUCAUGUCGAUCCUGCCUGGUAUCAACAGCGCCUCCAAGUGGAUCAAACAGCCCUCGGUCGCCGAUCCCGAAUUUGAGGUUGUCAGCGCAGGAUUGGGAUCGAUGCUUCACGUCAGAUUGCCCCAGCGUUCAGAGCUCUAUGCCGCACCUGGUGCUGCUGUCGGAAGCUCGGCUGAGGUCCAAUCGGAGCUCUCGACUGUCACCAACCCAUUGAAGGCUCUUGGACGUCGCUUGGCAGGAGGAUCAUUGCACUUUCAAAAGGCAAGUCUCGGGAGAUAG